AUGGCCACUAAAGGAUCAAAGAAUAUAACAGGUGACCCAGAGAAGCUGUUCACCAAGCUUGAGAGGAUUGGGAAAGGAUCGUUUGGAGAGGUCUUUAAAGGCAUUGACAAUCGCACACAACAGGUGGUUGCUAUUAAGAUAAUUGACCUGGAGGAGACUGAAGAAGAGAUAGAAGACAUCCAACAGGAGAUCACUUUCCUCAGCCAGUGCAACAGCUCUUUUAUCACUAAAUACUAUGGCUCUUAUCUGAAGUACACAAAGAUAUGGCUCGUCAUGGAAUAUUUAGGAGGGGGCUCGGUUGUGGAUUUGCUGGGUCCUGGAGCUCUUGAUGAAUCCCAUAUUGCCACCAUCCUUCGAGCGAUCCUGAAGGGUCUGGAUUACCUACACUCCAAAAGAAAAAUUCACAGAGAUAUUAAAGCUGCUAACGUCCUGUUGUCAGAGCAGGGUGAUGUGAAGCUAGCUGAUUUUGGUGUGGCAGGACAGCUCACAGACACACAGAUCAAGAGGAACACAUUUGUGGGCACUCCAUUCUGGAUGGCACCAGAAGUCAUUGAACAGUCACCAUAUGACUCAAAGGCAGAUAUCUGGUCACUGGGCAUAACUGCAAUCGAGCUAGCAAAAGGAGAGCCGCCCCACUCUGAUCUUCACCCCAUGAAGGUGUUAUUUCUCAUCCCUAAGGAAAACUCACCCACACUGGACGGAAGCUGCAACAAAGCUCUCAAAGACUUUGUAGAUGCCUGUCUCAAUAAAGACCCCAAGCUUAGGCCAACAGCUGAAGAGCUUUUGAAACACAGAUUUAUUAUUCAGUAUGCCAAGAACACAUCAUAUCUGAUGGAUCUUAUUGACAAGUACAAGAUAUGGAAAAAAAAUGAGGCCAGUGAUGACUCCAGCUUCAAUUCAGAAUUAGAUGACAGUGAAGCAUCCGGAGGGUUCAUUGAUAAUGGCUGGAACUUCGAUACUGUCAUAAGAAAUAAGCCCACAGUUAAACAGAACAAAGUCAUAAAAAAUGAAGAGCUACACAAGUGGGUCCCAGACAGAGAAAAAAAGCCUCCGUUCAAUAGCAAAGAGUCAAAGUCCCCUGUUAUGUCCCCACAUUUUGCAGAGCUGAAGCAGAAGCAAGGUGUUAAGCCAGCAGUGCUAGAGGACCUGAACCAAGCCAUGCUGCUGGCUGAAGAGACAUGUUCCGGGAUCACUGACUCGAUGGUGAUGGGGCUUAUUGAGAAAAUAAAAUUGUAUGUUAGCUAG
Messenger RNA from Labeo rohita (rohu), 1245 nucleotides. RefSeq names its product serine/threonine-protein kinase 24-like. Lineage: Eukaryota; Metazoa; Chordata; Actinopteri; Cypriniformes; Cyprinidae. The coding region runs from base 1 to 1245 and encodes 414 amino acids. The transcript has 11 exons. Gene Ontology annotation, molecular function: protein kinase activity; ATP binding. Gene Ontology annotation, biological process: protein phosphorylation. The record is from RefSeq and is a predicted model, not a curated record.